Oncorhynchus masou masou (cherry salmon) is the source of this 3257-nucleotide messenger RNA. Its product is annotated as rho-related GTP-binding protein RhoG-like. Gene Ontology annotation, cellular component: cytoskeleton; cell projection; cytoplasmic vesicle. Gene Ontology annotation, biological process: engulfment of apoptotic cell; cell chemotaxis; Rac protein signal transduction. The transcript is spliced from 2 exons. The record is from RefSeq and is a predicted model, not a curated record. Gene Ontology annotation, molecular function: GTPase activity; GTP binding; protein kinase binding. Lineage: Eukaryota; Metazoa; Chordata; Actinopteri; Salmoniformes; Salmonidae. The coding region runs from base 150 to 725 and encodes 191 amino acids.
CUGUUCAGCGAACACUCACACUUCCUCCACUACAGCAACACUUUGCUUGACUACUUUGACGCUCCCAGACAGAUUGUAGGCUAUAUGUUCAUACAAACCCUGCCACUGAAGAUAGUAUGUUUGGUGUCUGAGACAGUGAAGGGGCCAGAAUGCAGAGCAUCAAGUGUGUGGUGGUAGGAGACGGUGCAGUGGGGAAGACCUGCCUCCUCAUCUCCUACACCACCAACGCCUUCCCCAAGGAGUACAUCCCCACUGUGUUUGACAACUACAGCGCUCAGGUGACAGUGGACAGCAGGACUAUUAGCCUCAACCUGUGGGACACAGCAGGCCAGGAGGAGUACGACCGCCUGCGCACCCUCUCCUACCCCCAGACCAACGUGUUUCUCAUCUGCUUCUCCAUUGCCAGCCCCCCCUCCUUUGAGAACAUCAAGCACAAGUGGCACCCAGAGGUCACCCAUCACUGUCCCAAUACGCCCAUUCUGCUGGUGGGCACCAAGAAGGACCUGCGUAAUGACCCGGAGGUGUUGAAGAAGCUAAAGGAUCAGAACCAGAUGACCAUCACCCAACAGCAGGGCACCGCCCUGGCCAGGCAGAUCCAAGCCAUCAAGUACCUCGAAUGCUCUGCCCUCAACCAAGAUGGAAUCAAAGAAGUGUUCGCUGAGGGUGUGCGAGCCUUUCUCAACCCACAACCUGUCGCCACCAAGAAACCCUGUGUGCUAUUAUAAAGGCAGUAGGAAACCCUGUGUGCUAUUGUAAAGGCAGUAGGAAACCCUGCGUGCUAUUGUAAAGGCAGUAGGAAACCCUGCGUGCUAUUGUAAAGGCAGUGGGAAACCCUGUGUGCUAUUGUAAAGGCAAUAGGAAAUCCUGUGUGCUAUUGUAAAGGCAGUAGGAAACCCUGUGUGCUAUUAUAAAGGCAGUAGAAACCCUGUGUGCUAUUGUAAAGGCAGUAGGAAACCCUGUGUGUGUCACGUUCGUCGUAAUAAUGGUAGGACCAAGCUUCAGCGCAAUAUGGUUUCCACAUAAUUUAUUAAAGUGAAAAAGCUAGAACAAAACAAAUAAAGACACAAGCAACGAAACGUGACCAACGAGAUGCUACGUGCACUAACUCAAAACACAGAAACAUAAACAAUAUCCCAUAACCCACAGGUGGAAAAAUGCCACUUAAGAAUGAUCCCCAAUUAGAGACAACGAUUACCAGCUGCCUCUAAUUGGGAAUCAUACACAAACACCAACAUAGAAAAUUAAACCUAGAACCCCACAUAUAAAUAAUAAACUAGACUAAAACCCCUAGUCACACCCUGACCUACUCUACCAUAGAAAAUGCAGGCUUUGUGUGCUAUAAAGACAGUGUGCUAUUAUUAAGGCAGUAUGAAACCCUGUGUGCUAUUGUAAAGGCAGUAGAGAUACUAUCACAGAUGCAUAUCCAAUAGAACAAUAUUAAUUCAUGUGAUGUGUGUAAACCAUUGGAGUUGAUUUUAUUGUGAAAUAUGUUUUUGUUUUACUGCCAUUAACAAACACUGCGAUAUCAAGACUUCAUUAAGAAAAAAGGGGAUCUUUCAGGCAUUGGCUCAAGAUGCAUGAUUCAAAACUGUAAAACUGUAUUGUAUAUCCAUUAUUUUGCCCUCUUCCUUUAAAGGAAUUGACAAACAAAGCCUGAGACUUGAUGGGAGAUACAUUCUCUCAUGUAUCUGUGUUUGAAUAAUUGUCAAAUUUGGACAUGUAUGGCUUUUACAAAAAUAAUUAAAUAAUGCACGUGUAAAGAGAUAAUAUCAGGAAUUUAAUUUACUGCAGUGGGCGAAAACAGGAUCACACAAUGUUUCUUAGUAGUCUUAAACAAAUCUACUUUGAAACAAAAGUAUAGACCUACGGGCUUAAAAGAAGAAGACGUCUGUAACAUGUCCGAUAUAGAGUUGAAAUGUACAUCCUAUUUUCAACGUUAUAUACAUCACAGAAGACUGAAAUAUAACAAAACCGUUUGACAUAGAAACACUGGAUUUUUGGCUGCUUUUUUAAAAUAAUGGCAACUUAAAUAAAAAAAGAAUGUUUAUUAAUUAAGAAAAAUAUUAAUAUCAUUCCACCCAUGAAGCCACUAUAUCAUUUGACUGCAGGAAAGGGCUUCAUACCAAUUCUCCCAUUAUAUUUGUUUUACAAUGUACUGUAUAGUGGGUUUAAAACAUAUUUUUUUUAAGCUAACAUAGAAGAAGGUUUUUCUACACCAUCAGUUGUUUUGUGUGCUGUGUGUGUCUAUCAAGCCACCAAGUUAGUGAUUGUCUACUCUGUCUGAUUGUGUUGAAUACUGGACAAAAAAGAGGAAAUGCAGAGAGGUCUUUGAUAAGAAAUGCAUAGGCUGGUUUUCCUAUUGCGGUCAUUAGUCAGUGUGUGUUUGAGAGAGAGAGAGAGAGAGAGAGAUCAAAAAGGGAACCUGGUUGAAACUUCCCUCUGAAAGUCCAUAGCUUGCCGUCUAUUUUGUUAUGUUGUGGUUCUGGUUGUUUUAAGGUUGUGUAACUAUGUUGAGAAGGCCUGGCCAUGACCCCACUCUCCGAGGGUUUCUCAGGGAGAGUUAGGAUAUGCAAAAAAAAAACACAUUUCCAAUUCACACAUGCUUAUUAAUACAUACUCGUACAUGUGUGGAAUAGGACAAAUAUAAGCACCCACCAAAUGAUUAUUAUCUACUGUUAUAAAUGAGAGAUGGAAAUUGUGUACAAACUGUAUUGUAGAUUAAUGUGACAUAUCUUUAUUCUUAUCAUAAGCAACAUCAAAUAAAUGUGUCUCAAAUUGAAAGAAACAAACCCAUUGAUCACUGCAUAAAAUUAAAUUGAUACUUCAAGAAUACCAAUACCUUUCCAAGGGAGGCAUGGGAUGUGAUAUAACCAGCUGCUGAACAAUGAUGAAGUCCCUGAUUUGCCUGAGAAUGGAAGUGAAAUUAUCCAGCUGGCUGUUACAGAGUUGUGAAAGAUGUAUUUUCAUGUGAUGCCCAAACAUCACUGUCCUCUCCCAUACUUCAGGCCACAGGACUCAUUUGACAGUGAAAUAAGGCCUCUGCUCUGGGUGCUGGAUACACAGACAACUCUUUGUGUGAGAACAGUAGAGGGACAUACAGAUAUAUCUCCUUACUAUUUUAGUACAGUAUAUAUUGUUACUGUAUACAACACCCCAAUCUACUAGUCUCUCUCUCUCUCUCCCUCUCUCUCUCUCUCUCUCUCUCUCCCUCUCUCUCUCUCUCUCUCUCUCUCUCUCUCUCACUCUCUCUCUACAAA